AUGCAAACAAACAAUCCAGAAGCUAGCACUACUCAAACAAACAAUUCCAAUCAAUCAACAAACAACCAACCAAUAAAUGAACUGUGCAGAGUCAGUUUCAAACCCCCCGAAUUCUGGAAAGCUGAGCCAGAACUAUGGUUUUACAGAAUUGAAUGUCAGUUCCGAACUGCUGGGAUUUCAACUGACGAUUGCAAGUUCGACUAUACAGUUGCCAGCCUAAACUGCGAAACACUUACGGAAGUAGCCGACCUUAUACGCAGUCCACCGGCAACAGACAAGUAUUCAGCACUCAAAAAUCGUUUAAUUAGCAGAUUUGCAGAUAACGAUACAGUCAGAAUCCAAAAACUGCUUGCAGGAGUUGCAUUGGGAGAUCAGAAACCUUCACAACUCCUACACAAAAUGCAGAGCCUAAAUAACAAUAAAUUACAAGACUCUGUCAUUAAAACUCUUUGGUUAGAGCAGUUACCAUCUACAAUGAAGGCCAUAUUAAUGGUAAGUGGCGAAGAUCUAACAAAAUUAGCUGAAAUAGCUGACAAAAUAAAUGAAACAUUAGACAGACCAGCAAACCUCUAUGGUAUGUCUAGUUUGGAAGAUCAAAUUAACCAAUUGAAGCAACAAGUCAAUAAAUUAACAACAGAACUCAAGAACAAGCCACAGAAGCAAGGAUCUUCACAGUCCACUAAUGAAAAUUGUUGGUACCACGAAAACUUUGGGAAGAAAGCAAAGAAGUGUGAAAAACCAUAUGUCAGUGUCCUUCCGUUAUCAAGGUUCCCAGGCAAUUCUGAUCCAAAUUUCAGUCUUUUAUCAGCCAAUGGAUCACUAAUUAAAACUUUUGGCAAGAAGGAAUUAACUAUCGAUCUCAAUUUAAACAGAAAAUUUACGUGGACGUUCGUUAUAGCACAAGUUACCCAUGCUAUCAUUGGAGCUGAUUUUUUGGCCCAUUUUGGUAUUCAAGUUGAUCUAAAACACAGAAAACUUAUUGAUUCUUAUACUACAACAACACAAUACUGCCAAGUCAGAGACACAGAAGUUUUGGGUGUAAAGGCUAUCCAUUUAGCAGAUAUCAUUACAGAAUUGUUAACAAAAUAUUCAAAUAUACUUGGACCCAUUUGUCAAACACAAACUGAAAUAAAUACCUUUCAUUUUAUUGAAACAAAAGGCCCACCUGUCUAUUCAAAACCCAGACGUUUAUCACCAGAUAAAUUAUCUAUUGCUAAAGAAGAAUUCCAAAAGCUCAUUGAACAGGGUAUUUUACGACCAUCGUCAUCUAACUGGGUAAGUCCAUUACAUUUGACUAAGAAGAAAAAUGGUACUUGGAGAGUUUGUGGCGAUUAUCGUCGACUCAACGCAGUCACGAAACCUGAUCGCUACCCUAUUCCACACAUACAAGACAUAACAUAUGAUUUACACAACAAAAGCAUAUUCUCAACCGUCGAUUUAACUCAAGCAUUUCACCAAAUUCCAGUUAACACGGAUGAUAUUCCCAAGACAGCAAUUAUCACUCCUUUUGGUCUAUUUGAAUAUGUAAAAAUGCCAUUUGGUUUACGGAAUGCAGCACAAACCCUGCAGAGAUUCAUGGACCACAUUUUUCGAGACCUUUCAUACGUCUAUGUUUACAUCGACGAUAUUCUUAUUGCAUCCAGAACUCGUGAAGAACAUCAACAACACUUAGACACUGUUUUCAACAGACUUUCAAAAUAUUGUCUCACAAUCAAUUUAGAAAAAUGUAAAUUUGGCGAAAAAGAAGUAACAUUUCUAGGAACCAUAAUCACAUCUAAAGGAAUAAGACCAUUACCUGAAAAAGUAGAAGCCAUUAGAAAUUUUCCGAAUCCAACAACAAUCCAGGAACUUCGACAAUUUUUGGGCAUGAUCAAUUUCUAUAGAAGAUGGUUACCUAAUGCUGCUCAAGAAAUGUUACCCCUGACUAAUUUGUUACAAAAUGUAAAAUCAAAAUCAGCUAAAAUAGAUUGGAAUCAAGAACUCGAAGACGCUUUUAAGAAAAUAAAACAAUUGUUAGCAGAUUCAACAGAACUAAUCUAUCCUGACCCAAAUGACAAAUUAGCUCUAGCAGUAGAUGCUUCCAGCAAAGCUAUUGGAGGAGUUAUACAUCAAGCUACUCAACAUGGAAUAGUACGACCUAUUUCAUUCUUUUCCAGAAAACUGUCCACCACUGAACAAAACUACAGCACAUAUGAUAGAGAGUUAUUGGCAAUGUAUAGUGGUGUGCAGCAGUUUCGUCAUUUCUUGGAAGGAAGGGAAUUUACAAUUUACACCGACCAGAAACCCUUAAUGUAUGCCUUUAAACAAAAGCAUGAAAAAGCUUCUCCACGCCAAAUCAGACAAUUAACAUUUAUUAGUCAAUUUACCACUGACAUCCAACAUAUAAAAGGAAUAGAAAACAUAGUAGCAGAUGUUUUAUCCAGACCAACCAUUUGUACCAUAGAGCAGAUCAAUUACAAUGACAUUGCAAGCAAACAAAAAGAAGACCAGAAUUUACUAAAUAUUAUAAACAAAACAGUCAAAUCCAGUUUGCAACUUCAACUUAUCAAACUUCCAGACAGCGAUGAACCAUUAUACUGUGAUUUAACUGACCAAAGAAUCAGACCUUAUAUUCCACAGGACUACACAAAAAGAAUUUUCAGAAAGUUUCACGAUAUUUCACAUCCAGGGCAACGUGCAAGUCAAAAAUUAAUAUCAAGCAGAUUUGUUUGGACAAAUAUGAGAAAGGAUAUUAAUAUCUGGGUAAAAGAAUGUAUUAAGUGCCAAAGAUCCAAAGUAAACAAACAUACCCAUUCACCAUUACUUAAAAUUGAGGUACCUAAGCAAAGAUUUUCUCAUAUACACAUGGACAUUGUAGGACCAUUACCACCUUCCAAUGAUUAUAAAUACUUAUUAACAAUAAUUGAUAGAUUUACUAGAUGGCCAGAAGCGAUACCUAUCAAAGAAAUAACAAGUGAAAAUGUUGCAAAAGAAUUGAUAGAAAAGUGGAUUGCAAGAUUUGGAAUACCUCAGAAAAUAACUACAGAUAGAGGUAGGCAAUUCGAAUCGUACUUAUUCAAACAUCUCACUAAUUUACUGGGCAUUACUCAUAUCAAAACCACUGCUUAUCACCCUCAAGGCAAUGGAAUGAUUGAACGUUUUCAUAAGACACUUAAAAAUGCCUUAAUAGCAACAAAUAACACUAAAUGGACUGAGAGUUUACCACUAAUCCUACUUAGUAUACGAAACACUUUAAAAGAAGACAUACAUAGUACAGCAGCCGAAAUGGUUUAUGGCACAACACUAAUGCUACCAGGUGAAAUUUUCAGCAGUUCCCAACAACAAAUCGAUGAAGUGGAUUUCAUUAAGAAACUAAGAACAACAAUGAGGGACUUGAAACCAGUCAACGCAAGCAACCAUGCCAAUCACAGACCAUUCGUGCAUUCGGAUCUUUUGCAAACGCCUUGCGUUUUUGUAAGACAGGACCAAGUAAGACCACCUUUAUCUCCACCAUAUGCUGGUCCAUUCAAGGUAUUGUUCAGGAACGAAAAAUUUUUCAAGAUAGAUGUCAAUGGGCGUACAGAAAGUAUAUCAGUAGAUAGAUUGAAGCCAGCAUAUGUUUCCAAUAGCAGAGAAAUACAGGGAGAACAUUCUUAUGCAUUACCAUACCUAGAAGAAAUAUCAAGCAUAGAAACAUCAAGAAAAGAUGCCACCCGCCAUUGUCAAGAAAAAGACGCCCUUCACCAUAUCAAGAAAAUUACUCUCAAGACCGCCACUUCCAGAUCUCCACUCGCUGUUCUCAACAACGACAUAUCAAACAGUUUUGAAGAGGACGAGGCUUCACCAAUAUUGGACGACGAUUUUACAACAAGGGGCAUGGCUAGACUCAGUUCAGCAGCUACGUGUUUGGUGGCAGGUGUCGAAUAUACACAUGGACAGCAGAUUUAUCGAAUAGAUCCAUGCGAGUUCUGUCUUUGCCUCGAUGGAGAAAUGUUUUGCUGGUGGCAAGACUGUCCUCCUGCUAUGGAAGGGCCUUGCAAGAAUUUAGGACCUUUUACGCCAUGUGUAAGUAUUUCAGUAGCUCCACCCACGAGAAACAAACCUAAUCAAAUUUCAACAUAUCAGUCCACGACACCAGCAAAACUUUCUACAACAAGAAAACCAAUUAAAUACAAGAAAGAAAAUAUCACUACACAAUCGGGCAUGGAAUUGGAAGAUGACAGUUUGACAAGUACGGUUCGUGAUCUACCUGAAUCUUCCACGUUUUCAGAAGAAAUUAGCACACCAGAAGUAGAUGACACUAGCUAUUCGAGUACAUCGACAGAAGAACCAAAAAGUUGUAUUGUUAUGGGGCAGGAAUAUAAAGUGGGCGACAAUCUGCCGCACAGCACGGGCAAUUGUUUGGAGUGCAUCUGCGGCGCGGGGGGCCAGAUUACCUGCUCGCCCCAUCAGUGCGCCCCCGCGGGAGACGAAAUUAACGACUAUCGCCCGCCGGGACUCCGACAAGGAAACGAAGCCUUCAAAUAAACACAGUUUUAGGUUAUUCUUGUUUUUUUUGUGUUUUACCUUAUUUUGUAAAAUGUGUUAAGGGUUGAGUUACUGGUCUUCGUAUAACUGCAGGAGGAUUGUUUGGUGUAAGUAAAUAUAAAAUGAAGGAUUGUCUCUGUAACAAUAUUUUUUUUUAAGAUCCAAAGUAUUAUGUAAUACAAAGAUUUUUUAGCGUUUAAGUUUGAAAAUGUUUAUUUUUUAUAAAUUAAAAUCGUAUUUGUAUUCGGUUCUCAAGAAAAAUACAAUACUUGCAGAUGCGAUUUGUAGAAUUUUACCUUAAAACUAUAUCUUUUGCU
Molecule: messenger RNA, 4823 nt
Organism: Sitophilus oryzae (rice weevil)
Lineage: Eukaryota; Metazoa; Arthropoda; Insecta; Coleoptera; Curculionidae
Product: retrovirus-related Pol polyprotein from transposon gypsy
Exons: 6
Coding region: 1-4506 (1501 amino acids)
Biological process (GO): DNA integration
Molecular function (GO): nucleic acid binding
Source: RefSeq, a predicted model, not a curated record